AUGCCACUUGGAUUACAGGCUGGCUCUAGGCUUGGUGGAAAGGGAAAGGGAAAGGAAAAGGCUGUGCGCACAGCAAGAAAAGCUCCAGUUCGCUCAUCUCAAGCUUGCAACAAUCAUGCUCAGAAGGCCAUGCGCCGUGCAAAGUCUGGCACCAAGGCUCUCCGCGAUAUCAGAAGACAGCAACUUGAUACUCGCCUGAUUAUUCCAAAGCUCUCAUUCCAGCGUCUUGUUAGGGAAAUCGCACAAGACUUCAAGUCCAAUCUUCGCUUCCAGCAAUCUGCUAUCCUAGCUCUCCAGGAAGCUGCCGAAUGCUUCCUCAUUCGAGAAUUUGAGAUGACAAAUCUCCUUGCUAUUCAUGCGAAGAGAGUGACAAUUCAGGCAAAGGAUAUGGGCCGCAGUCAUGAGGUGGAGCAUCAAACUGGUAGCUGGCAAUAA
Messenger RNA from Pseudogymnoascus destructans, 435 nucleotides. RefSeq lists its product as uncharacterized. The record is from RefSeq and is a predicted model, not a curated record. The transcript is spliced from 4 exons. Bases 1 to 435 code for a protein of 144 amino acids. Gene Ontology annotation, molecular function: DNA binding; structural constituent of chromatin; protein heterodimerization activity. Gene Ontology annotation, cellular component: nucleosome. NCBI's taxonomy places the organism in Eukaryota, Fungi, Ascomycota, Leotiomycetes, Thelebolales, Thelebolaceae.